CAAUCCUUUCUGCGGAGGGCUUUUACGACCAUGUCCCUCUCCAUCCUCUUCUUAUGGGUAGUUAGCUGCAUCCCUCUCCUUGUCAACUCUAUUUCUGACCCUAGAGGUUACCUCUUAGACUGUGGAGCCGGAAAAAAAGACGGUGCAAUCGUAGACAACCUGAAAUACAUAACAGAUGAGGGUUUCAUAUCCGUGGGAAACAUAACAACUUUGAAGACACCAAAUCUAGUUCCCAUAUUAUCCACAUUGCGGUAUUUUCCGGACACUUCUGCUUGUAAAUAUUGCUACGUGGUUCCGGUUGUGAAAGGAGGUAAAUACUUGGUGAGGACGACGUAUUACUAUGGAGGUUUCGACGGAGGAAAAGAGCCGCCGGUUUUCGACCAGAUCGUGGAAGGGACUAAAUGGAGUGUGGUUAAUACCACGGAGGAUUAUGCCAAUGGACUUAGCUCGUAUUAUGAGAUUAUGGUGAUGGCUACGGGGAAAAUGCUAAGCUUUUGCCUUGCUAGGAAUGAAGAUACAAAGUCUAGCCCUUUCAUUUCAGCUCUAGAGUUGGAGUACAUGGAUGAUUCUUUGUAUAACACCACGGAUUUUAAAAAGUUUGCACUUGCUACCGUGGCCAGAAGUAGUUUUGGAAGUGCUGGUGACUCCAUUAGCUUUCCAGAUGACGAGUUCAACCGGUUAUGGCAACCAUUCAAGGACAUGAAUCCUAUUGUUGAAAGCCAUGUCAACAUAACUCCUUCAGAUUUUUGGAACAUGCCACCAGAAAAGGCAUUCUACAAUGCAAUCACAACAAGCAGAGGAAAAACACUUCAAAUCAAUUGGCCACAAAAUCCUCUCUCAAAUGCAAAGUACUAUAUUUCACUAUACUUUCAAGACAACAGGACUCCAAGCCCAUAUAGCUGGAGAGUGUUUAAUGUUUCCAUAAACGGAAAGAAUUUCUUCUCAGAUCUCAAUGUCACUACAGAUGGAGUUACAGUUUAUUCAACACAAUGGCCUUUAUCUGGCCAAACUCAAAUUGUAUUGACUCCUAGAAAUGGGAGCCCUGUUGGGCCUGUGAUUAAUGCUGGUGAGAUCAUGCAAAUUCUGCCUCUUGGUGGAAAGACCCUCACUAGAGAUGUGGUUGCAAUGGAAGAGUUGGCAAGAAUGUUCAACAAGCCACCUUCUGAUUGGAGUGGUGAUCCUUGCUUGCCUAAAGAGAAUUCAUGGACUGGAGUUACAUGUUCUCAUGAGAAACAUGUUAGAGUUGUUGCUCUAAAUUUGACUGGCAUGGAGAUGUCUGGCACAUUGCCUUCAAAGGUAGCGAAGUUGAGUGCACUCAACCAUCUUUGGCUUGGAGGAAACAAUCUCUCUGGCAAAAUUCCAGAAAUGGGAUCAAUGAAGGAGCUAAAGACCUUGCAUUUGGAAAACAACAAGUUUGAAGGAAAAGUUCCAAAAUCAUUAGGCCAACUUCCAAAACUAAAAGAGAUAUUCCUCCAAAACAACAAGCUUAGUGGUGAAAUUCCUAGCUCAUUGCAAAAGAAAAAAGGCAUCAAAAUUAGGAUGUGAAAUCAGCUUAAUGGUAAUGAAGAAUGAGAGAUGAGCAAAUAUGAAUGUCUCUUCCAACUAGGGUGUAAUUGGGAAGUGUAAUUAGUUUGGUUUCAGAAUAUGCAAACCAGUACGGCUUCAUAUUGUUUGUGCCUAUUCUCGUAUGGUGUCUUUUCGUGGUAAGUUCCAUGAU
This is a messenger RNA of Ziziphus jujuba (common jujube), 1717 nucleotides long. Its product is annotated as probable LRR receptor-like serine/threonine-protein kinase At1g67720. Lineage: Eukaryota; Viridiplantae; Streptophyta; Magnoliopsida; Rosales; Rhamnaceae. The transcript is spliced from 9 exons. Bases 31 to 1545 code for a protein of 504 amino acids. The record is from RefSeq and is a predicted model, not a curated record. Gene Ontology annotation, molecular function: protein binding.